Messenger RNA from Oncorhynchus gorbuscha (pink salmon), 1667 nucleotides. RefSeq names its product Fc receptor-like protein 2. Lineage: Eukaryota; Metazoa; Chordata; Actinopteri; Salmoniformes; Salmonidae. Gene Ontology annotation, biological process: cell surface receptor signaling pathway. The record is from RefSeq and is a predicted model, not a curated record. The coding region runs from base 53 to 1492 and encodes 479 amino acids. Gene Ontology annotation, molecular function: transmembrane signaling receptor activity. The transcript is spliced from 8 exons.
AGGGGCGUGGUCUGGUGUAAUUGGAAGCAAUUGGGAGUCCUGUUAGAGUGCUAUGACCUUUCACAACACUUACGUUGUCAAGCAGGAUAGCAUGGAGCACAUCUCACUCUGGGGAAUUCUUUUGCUGAGUGCUCUCACCUGCUAUGAACAAAGCCAAGAGCCGCCCAGAGCUGUUUUAACUCUGCAGCCUAAACGGACACCGACGGGGAUAUACCAAGGAGAGACCGUCACUCUCCGGUGUGACAUACAGGACGACGGAGUCACUGACUGGGAGUACUGGUGGUACAGAGGUCUCAACGGCCUCGUUUCCUCCUCUAGUCAGAAUGAAUACAGUCUCGGUCCCGUUGAACCGUCUCAUAAUGGUGUCUACAGCUGUAUGGGAGUACGGAGGAGUAACUCCCAGAGGUCCAGCAUCAGUGACCACGUCACACUAACCGUGUCAUGGAUGGUUUCUCCUCACCUGACCAUGUCUCCUUCAUGGUGGGCGAAUGCUGGAGACUCAGUAACGCUGAACUGUGAGGUUGGAGAUUCGUACACAGGCUGGAGGUUCUCCUGGUACAAGGCUGUACCCUACAGGGAAGGGUUCCCCUCUUAUCCAGACAAGGACUUCUUCCCAGAGCUGCUUCCGGACAGUGACGGAGGGGCUGGAGGCUCCUACUCUCUCAGCCUGGUUGGUCUGAGUCACAGAGAGAGAUAUGUGUGUAGAGCUGAGAGAGGAGACCCAGUCUAUUACACACACUUCAGUGAUCUCCAGUUUCUCUGGGUAGAAGGUCAGUCUCCUUCAGCCUCUCUGACUGUCAGUCCCAACAGAGUUCAGUUUUUUUACAAUGAGUCCGUCUCGCUGGGCUGUGCCGUGCAGGGGGACUCUAAUAGAUGGAGAGUGAAGAGGUACUUACGAUGGGAAGAACCCAACGUAUUGGAGUGUCCUACUGACUGGGGAUCAGUGACAGGAUCCACAUGCAUCUUCACAACUACAGAUGUCUGGUCAGACACUGGCGUGUACUGGUGCGAGUCUGAGUCGGGAGAGUACAGUAAUGCCGUCAACAUCACAGUGACCCUUAAGGGUGUGGCCCUGGAAAGCCCUGCCCUUCCUGUGACUGAGGGAGAUUCUGUGACUCUACGCUGCAGAUAUCAGGAGUCUCCAUCAAACCUCAGUGCCGAGUUUCAUAAAUGGAUGGACAAUGGCUACCUCACUAAGACUGAGCUAACAGGAGAGAUGACCAUCCCUGCAGCAACGCAGUCAGAUGAAGGAUGGUACCGGUGUAAACAACUAGACCAGGGAGAAUCACAUGGGAGCUGGAUGUCUGUGAGAGCUCCAGACCCAGUGUGGUCCAUCUCUUUGCUCAUUCUGUUGUGUAGUUUACUGGUGGUUUCUAUCUUCCUGCUGGUGACCAUUGCACUGGUGGUGAAAUGCUGUAAGGCUAAAGCAGCUCGAUCAAGAGACAAGAGAAAUGACACCACUGACCAAGUCAUCAGUAUUGAAUUACCAUGAGAGAUGGAGGGGGGCUGACCAAGUCAUCAGUAUUGAAUUACCAUGAGAGAUGGAGGGGGGCUGACCAAGUCAUCAGUAUUGAAUUACCAUGAGAGAUGAAGGGGGGCUGACCAAGUCAUCAGUAUUGAAUUACCAUGAGAGAUGGAGGGGGGCUGACCAAGUCAUCAGUAUUGAA